Aspergillus pseudoviridinutans is the source of this 708-nucleotide messenger RNA. RefSeq lists its product as uncharacterized. The transcript has 2 exons. Lineage: Eukaryota; Fungi; Ascomycota; Eurotiomycetes; Eurotiales; Aspergillaceae. Bases 1 to 708 code for a protein of 235 amino acids. The record is from RefSeq and is a predicted model, not a curated record.
AUGUUGCGUGUUGACCUUGAUUCUUCUCUGCAGCUGGGUUCAGCGACACUAUUCAGCUUAGAGGACGCCAUCAAGGAAAACAAGACGAUAAAUGAACUCUACGGGGACCUUAAGCGACAGAAUCACGCGGGUUCCAGCAAACCCUAUAGGCCCCCUUUCCUGAGAAGUCUGCCCUGCGAUAUUCAAGAUAUCUUCAUUGAUGUGACAUCCCUUGCUUCAACACUCAACGACGCAACGCACGGAGCCAGUCCCAAGCUGAAUUCCUCCACUUUUCACAGUGACCUGCUCGUACUUGGUUAUCGUUUGGUGGAUAGGUACACCCUGGGUGGGUGUCGUCCCGGGUGCACAGUUGAGAACGGAAUCCACCUAGGCCUGACCGCGUUUUUGGUUACAUUCUUGCCGGGACUAGAUCGUCGUAUUGCUCAUAAUGCUCUUCUCUUUAAGCUACUUCUCGAUGCUGCUCAAGCUUUCUCAGAUGACGGACUAGAUAUCCAGGAAUUGUUACUUUGGAUGCUUUAUAUUGGAGCAGCGUCAUCGUCUCAGCUGGGGGCUCAUCCUAUGUGGAUCUCGAAAUCAAAGGAGACUAUCGAUACUCUGAAAUUGAGGACAUGGGAACAAGUCCAGGACAUGCUUGCGAAAUAUCCAUGGGUCACCCCAGUCCACGAUACAGCUGGGAAGGCCCUGUGGCUUCACGCCCACCAAAACUAA